UACCAUUCUCUCUCACAACUGCACUCUCCUUUUCUCAUCCCACAUCAAAUAAUAAUUUGAAGAGUGCAGAAAUUGCCACUCUACCGACUGACAGACUAGUUGAGCAGUCACUACACAUACUUACUAGUAAACAAACCAGCUUCAAGAUACUGAUAAAAAAUGCUCGGGCUGAUAGUGACAGGGGUCCUUGGUGGGUUGAUAAUCUAUUUCAUCAACAUGUAUGUAAAACGAUCUCAGAGCUACUGGAAAGAAAAAGGCGUGCCCUUCCUACCACCAGGAUCGAUCCUCUUCGGAAAUAUGAGUGAUGUGGUUCUAAGGAAGGCCAGCAUGGGUGAGAACCUCAUCAAAAUCUAUAGAGAGCUGGAUGGUCAAAAAUUCGGCGGAUAUUUCCAAUUUCAAACACCUGUGCUGAUGAUACGGGAUCCUGAGCUCAUAAAUUAUUUUCUCAUCAAAGACUUUGGCCAUUUCCAUGAUCGCAACAUGCCCACCAGUGAGGACUUUGAUCUGAUGGGGAGCAGCCUGGCCAGUCUAACGGGCCAACGCUGGAGGUCUCUCAGGUACAAGAUGACCCCGACCUUCACAUCCGGCAAACUCAAGAGGAUGUUCUCGCAGAUCGUGAGCUGCUCGGAUGCCAUCAUCGACCACGUGUCGACUCUGCCGAGGGGCGAGGCUGUCGAGGUGCGCGAUCUCAUGUUCAAGUUCACCAUCAACGUGAUUGGAUCGGUUGCCUUCGGACUUCAGAUAGACUCGCAUAAAGCAGUCGACGGCAGAAACAAGGUGUUCAUAGACAUGAGCAAACGCUUCUUCAAACCAUCCAUGAUACAAUUCCUCAAGUUCUUCCUACGCAUGUCCUAUCCUCGUUUAAUGGAGGCACUGGGUAUGAGAAUGAAUGACCCAGAAAUGAAUGAGUUCUUCUCGACGCUGGUAGCUGACAUCAUACGACUUCGCCAAGCUGAGGAGAAGGAUGCCAAGAGCAGCAAUAAGAAACGAGAUGACUUUCUGCAGUUGAUGAUGGAUAUUCGCAAAAGUAGCAAGAACAAGGAUGAGGCAGCACCAAAGUCCAACGUCAAAGAGGAACAAAUGGAGGCUGAAGAUCAUGCACUCUUGGACCAGUUUAAGCAUGUACCAAAUGACGGAAAACAGGCUUACGACAUAGAAAUGACAGAUGAAAUAAUGACGUCACAGGCAUUCAUAUUCAUAGCAGGCGGCUCAGAGACAACAGCAGCAGUACUGCAGUUUGCACUCUUCGAGAUGGCACACAAACCGGAAGUUCUGGCAAAAGUGCAUCAGGAGAUUGACGAGUUUACAGCAGGCGGACAAUUCACCUACGAAGCUGUCAGGGACAUGAAGUACUUGGAGAACGUUCUGAAUGAGACUCUCAGACUGCAUCCACCAGGCUCCAUUCUAGCGCGAUUCUGCACAGAAAGCUACAAGAUACCGGGCACCGAUAUAGUGCUGGAGAAGGGCAGUCAGAUCAAUGUGCCGGUUAUCGGCAUUCACUUGGAUCCCAAGUACUUUCCGCAGCCUGAAGAGUUCAUUCCCGAGAGAUUUGACAAGGAAAUGCCGAAAGGUGUGUUCUUCCCGUUCGGAGGUGGACCCAGGAUUUGCAUUGCAAUGCGGUUGGCCAUGUUGCAGAUGAAAAUAUUCCUUGCUCGCCUGCUGAUGAGGUACUCGGUCACUUUGAGCGACAAAACUACAGUUCCACUGAAAUUGAUGAGUGAUUCUAUUGUACAGCAUGUCAAAGGUGGUGUUUGGCUGCACUUCGAGCCAAGAAAAUUAUAGUAAAGUUACAAAAAAAAACUACAGCAAUAAACUUAUUGAAGAGCAAAGGGCUCAAAAAUUAUAAAUAACAAUUCAGUGCCUAACCUCUCUUUUUGUUGAAGCAUACUUCAACAUAAUUUUGUUUGAUAAAUACAUGCAAUAAAAUUAAUUCACAACA
Nilaparvata lugens (brown planthopper) is the source of this 1939-nucleotide messenger RNA. RefSeq names its product cytochrome P450 6B7. The record is from RefSeq and is a predicted model, not a curated record. The transcript is spliced from 2 exons. The coding region runs from base 160 to 1782 and encodes 540 amino acids. NCBI's taxonomy places the organism in Eukaryota, Metazoa, Arthropoda, Insecta, Hemiptera, Delphacidae. Gene Ontology annotation, molecular function: monooxygenase activity; oxidoreductase activity, acting on paired donors, with incorporation or reduction of molecular oxygen; iron ion binding.